Coregonus sp. 'balchen' is the source of this 10910-nucleotide messenger RNA. NCBI's taxonomy places the organism in Eukaryota, Metazoa, Chordata, Actinopteri, Salmoniformes, Salmonidae. The record is from the annotation of a GenBank genome assembly.
CUCACACAAACACAGAGACACACACAGGAGGCGGUUCUCUCCAGUCCCUCUCCAUCAGAAACAACUGACAGCCAAGCAGGCUAGUUGCAUCCUCUGGUAGCUAUAGCAGCAGCGCAGGCAGCUACUAGCCUCCUCUACUGUCUGCUGCAUCUGUCAGCUGGCUGCCCGGUACGUGGAGCCUUUUGUGUCUCCCGAGAGUCCCAAAUCCCAUUGUGCUCUCUAUUGCGGAGGCUAAAGGAAACAACCAACAGUCACAUCAAUGGACAUGAUGGGGAAGAAAGAACGCAGGGGCUGGGACUUCAAAGGCUUGCUGAAGAGGAACUGGCUGCUUAUUGCGACCAUUGUGUCGGUGGUGUUAGGUAAGUGAAAGCGAAGCCCCCAUAUUGUCUGCGCUCUGCUUGGCGUGAAGAAGCCUUGCUUGAUGUCACACUUCCGCGAGGCUGCCCGUCUGUCUCCCCUCACUCCUUGCUCUGUCGGUGGUGGUGCAUCCUACCCAUUUCCACUUCCCUAUCUCCUUUUUUUCUGCAAUUUUUUUUUUAUCCUAUUUUGCCACAUUUGUGAUUGCUUUCUCUCCUGAUGUAUUCCCCUGCUGCAGUCCAGCAGCCUCUCUUGGUCACAUAAGGAUGCGUAGGGCUGGGGUCUGGUUGAUGAGAAUAGCAAUGUGCAUGCAUGUGUGUGUUGUGUGCAUAAUGACGCCUUGUGCAUGCUGCAUACCAACCUGGUCUCAGAGCAUUUCGUAUUAUUCUGUACGUAAAUCCGAGGCUCUCCAUUUAGUAUGAUAUGUUGCGUUUUGUAUGUAUUAAUUUGUGGAUGUCCAUCACCCAUGUUGUAUGAUAUGUUACGAAUUUUAAAUCGUAUUAUAUGUUACGAAUUUACUAAAUGUAGAAUAUGUUACGAAUUUCCAAAAUGUUUAAUAUGUUACGAAUUUCCAAAACGUACAAUAUGUUAAGAUUUUGCAAAACAUAUGAAUAGUUUACGAAUUCUGGCUAGGUGGCUAACAUUAGCUAGGCUAGGGAUUAAGGUUAGGGUUAAGUUGUGUGGUCCUCUGUAGCUCAACUGGUAGAGCACGGCGCUUGUAACGCCAAGGUAGUGGGUUCGAUCCCCGGGACCACCCACACACAAAAAUGUAUGCACGCAUGACUGUAAGUCGCUUUGGAUAAAAGCGUCUGCUAAAUGGCAUAUUAUAUUAUAUUAUAUAUUAUUAAGUUUAGGAGUUAGGUUAAAGGGUUAAGGUUGGGGCAAGAGUUAGCUAAAAGGGUUAGGGGAAAGGUUAGUUAACAUGCUAAGUAGUUUCAAAGUAGCUAAAAGGUAGUAAGUAGUUGAAAAGUUGCAAAUUAGCUAAAAUGCUAAAGUUGUCCAUGAUGAGAUUCGAACUCACAACCUUUGGGUUGCUAGAGGUUUGCGUUUUACGACCAACCACCCUACUUUCGUUUUUGCCUUAAGUAACCAUCUGUCUUAUGUAAGCAAACCAAACGUAACAUAUACUAAUUUGGGUGUCCCGAACUUACGUUUACUAUGUUACCUCUAGUCUAUGAGACCAGGCUGUGCAUGCAUCUGUAUGUGUGCUUAUGCUGUGAGGAUGUUCGAAGAUGGAUGCAAACAGUGUGUGUGUGUGUGACUGUGGCUGUUCAUAAUGUGUGUAUCUGUGUGUCAUUAUAGUGUGUGACUGUUCAUAAUUGUGCACGUGUGUGACUGAUCAUUAUGCAUGUGCAGUUUCUGCUGCUGCUGCUACCGCCGUUCGUUACCCGCUCUCCUACAGAGACAGGGUUCCCUGUGCUGUGCUUUGCUGCCUGCCAGAGCCUGUCUCACUGCCCCAGUCAAACGUGACUAGACUGAAGCAACACACUCCACUGGCUCCUUCAGUCCAGUCAGUCGGUACAGCUGUUCUGCAUGCGAGGUCCUGUCAAUGUGAUUCACUAAUAGUGUGAUUCAGGGGCCAUAUAUGACUCUGAUAUGGCCUAGCCCACCCCAGUAUUUCUUGUGGCUUAUGACAUUUAUUUAAUAGAUAUAAAAUACAUAAGGGAUAAUCAACUUGGGGCUGUGGAGCCCUGUGGAAAUAACCUACGACACAGUCUAGCCAUGGCAUAAACUACAAUAUGCUCCUUUAUUGACAUAUUCAAAGUGCUAAAAUGCAACGGUGAGUUCACAGCAAAGGCUAAUGGUGGUGGUGGACAAUUCAUCUAAAAAUGCAGUGUUAAUUAUGGAACAUAUUACUUUAUUAUGCAGAGAAGGCUAUUAUUUAUUUAGAUUUAUUCACAAUUUCACACCCCCUUCUGAAGCUGCCGGCCACCCCUUGUUUUUAGAAAGAAUUACCCACCGAUUUGGAUGGCCCGUCACCGAAUUGUCCUACCCUUUAACCAUUUUUGGUGCUUGCUUGGCUUCUUAAUGGUUGGACGUUUAUCAUUUUAUCGACUAAAUGGACUUUGGCUCAGUGGCAGUUUUGUGUCUAAUGCGUUUUAAAGGCUUUCAACCAAGUAAAUGAUAAAUGCUGACUUUGAAGGGUCCUCCACAAGGAUUACACCAUCUCUGCUUAAGCAACUAGUUUUAGAAUGUCAACAUAAACCUGUGUUGGUCCAAAUGCACAUGGCAAGAUGGAUAAUCCAUUCCUAUUUCUUAUGUUUUAAGAGUUGCAGUGGAGAGGAGUGGGGGUUAAAAGAGCCAAUUGGAAGCUGGGGACAUGGCAUAUGAGGGUGCAGUGAGAUACCUGAUGGGUUGGACAAUACAUUUCUCAUCAAUCAUCUUGAAAAAAAUGUAUACUUAACUGGAAAUCAACCAAUCCUCCAUCGUUAACACAAUGGAAAGGUCAAAUGCUUUAUUAUCUGAAUGUUGAAAGUGCGUGGGUGACAGAGAGAAACAAAAUGGUGCAGUUUGAGUCCAUAUGGCGGAGUGAUGCGUGCGCUGGAGAUGAGGGUGUGAGCAGGUGGGUCUGGGCAGGGGUGAUGUUGUGGAUGUUUGUGUGCGUCUGUAUAUUGUUGUUUGUAUAAUAUAUGUUUUGUAUAGUAAAAAAAAAAUCUUAAGUAAAAUCUUUCAAAAAUAUAAAUAAGGAAGCUGUGGACUUUUAUGUGGUCAUAGUAGUGACCCAUUUCAAUUCUGGCCUAAGUUUGAGUGUUCUGAUUGAGCCUUGAGAAAUGGGAGAAUAUGCCUUUAAUUAACACCCCUAAUUAAGUGUCAUGGAAUCUUGAGUGACAACAAUAGAAGUCAGGACCUCGUUUGGAUUACAUGCUGAGAUGAGCACUCUGUCAGUUUGUAAUUUGGUUGGAUGCCAUGUAACGUCUUAAAAAGAAAAGUAGUUCCGUCAUUGGAUCACAAAUAAAAGUUCACUACUACACCACGUGGCCACUUUUGCUGACCACUACUCUUUACUAGCAAGGCAGCCCCUUUCAUGCCAGUUCUGUACUUAAGUAAUUACAUGGGCAGUAUUGUUGGACGUCAUCAUGUAUGUUUCAUUUAUAACCAUAAGUAAUUUAGCUUUGCCAAUAACUGUCCUGUUGUGGCAGUACGAAAGUGUAUGCACUCACUACUGUAAGUCGAUCUGGAUAAGAGCGUCUGCUAAAUGACUAAAAUGUAAAUGUAAAUGCUGCAAGAUUUUAAUCUCCACAUGGCCUGUAUUCUCAGAGUAGGAGUGCUGAUCUAGGAUCAGGUCCCCCCAUCCAAAUAAUCAUAUUCAUUAGGAUCUAAAAGACAAAACUGAUCCUAGCACACAUACUCUAAGACGCUUUGUGAAUACCGUCCCAGAUCUCAAGAGAUGUGCUGACUCAUCUUUUGAAUUAAACCAUGAAAACUGAUCAGAAAACGGAAUGGAGAGUGCGAUUCAUCAUUUUUGAAAGAGGCACAUUAUAUACAUUACCAGAUAUUUACAUAGAAUUUGCAUGGCAAAAUGCUAAUUACAACAUAAUAACUUAUGAAUCACUUGUUUGUUUAAUUAGAAUUAAUCUAGGCUUGUGCAAUGUCUAUUUGGGCGUAUUUGCUUCUCAGCAUAACAACAUGACCCAUCCAGUAGCCCCCACAACAGUUUCUAACCUUACCACCACCACCAUAAACACCGAACCACUACUAAACAGUAUAUCAAUUAUGAGAGGGUUUAUUUUUCAUUAGGAAUGAUGUAACCUGUUCAGUUACGAUUCGCUGUGUCAUCACCUUGCACAACCUUUCACAAGGUUAUUUUAUGGUGGCCUAUAAUGGUUGAGAACACACUCAGGGUGGGGGGGAUUUGAGAAACUCACUGUAUGUGGCGUUUAUGGGCGAAAACCCCCACAGCGAUGCGCAAUGAGCCUUAUUAACGCCAAGACAGGCUGCCCGCUUGGCCAAUAAACUGAUGCUCUCCAAGGCCGUUGUUGCUGCGCAGGUCAGCAAUAGCAAUGCUACUCUAGCAGCUUACGGCUAAAGGAAGCGUUUUCCUCAAUGUCACAACCUUGAGCCAGCGUCACGAAACCCAGAGCAAGACAAAAGUUAUGCAACACCUUGCCCAUAAACUAAAAAUGACAAAGUCACAUGGGCAUAAUAUUGUGGUAGCUUACUUGGCAGCUCUGAAAUUAUGAUGUUUCCAUUUUUAUUUGACGUGGCAUGCAGGUCAAAUAUCAAUAUUGUUCCUUUUGUCAUCAUUAUCUCUACCUCUCUCUGUUCUCCCACUUUACAUUUCCACAGUAAAAAUGCUUCAUCCUCAGUGAGAUGUAUCGAACUAGCCUCGUAUUGAACUAACCUGUUUGAACCAACCAUUUGAAUUGGCUGUCUUGUUUAUCUCUUUCUUUCUCUCUCCUUCCUUCUCUCUCUUCUUCCUUCCAUCUCUCCCUCAGGGAUAGGUCUUGGGGUGGUGGUCAGGGAAUAUGCCUCCCUCUCCCACCUCCAUAAGCAGUAUUUUGGCUUCCCGGGUGAGAUCCUGAUGCGGAUGCUCAAGCUGGUCAUCCUACCCCUCAUCAUCUCCAGCAUGAUAACAGGUAACUUGGGAUGAAUUGCAUCUCAACAGCUCUAUCUCAGUCACUCAGCGCUAUGUUUAAUGAAGAGGGCCAUCAGAGAAGGUUAAGAUAUCUUAAGAUAUCUUACUUAGGUAUUAAUCCUGGAGGAACUUGGGCUGCUUUCUUUGCCUCAGGCCAUGGCAAGCGGAUCUUCUUGAGUUCUGCCUUUAGACACCUGCGACCGGUCACUGUUGCGCCAGAUAUCUUAGUCAAGGACAACUGAAACAGUCCUAGUCAUUGAGAGGACUUGUUGACAGACAUGCCUCCUUUGGGUGCACAACAGGUUCAUUGUCUCUCUGCCUUGUUUGUGGUCACAGGAGUCGCCGCCCUGGAUUCGGAAGUUUCUGGAAAGAUAGGUCUGAGGGCUGUGGUAUAUUACUUCUCCACCACCAUCAUCGCAGUCAUUCUGGGUGAGUUAACAUAAUGACUGGCUAGGUCUCGUUCUCUUUCAGCUGCUCCCCAUCUGUUAUGAAGUAUGAUGCCCUGAACAAAAUGUGCAAAGUGUCAGUGCGUCAUGCUUCAGAUUAAGUGAAUGGCAGACUAGCUAUGUAACAUGGUAUUUACACGUCACCAUUGAAAGCUUAAUAUUGACUGAUGGUUUACGUGUUUUCCAGGUAUUGUGUUGGUGAUGGCCAUCAAACCUGGUGUCUCUCAGGAGGCAGAACAUAUCGACAGGACAGGGACCACACCAAACGUCACCACCGUCGACACUCUACUGGAUCUUGUCAGGUGACAGCUACGCUUCAUACCAUCAUAUACAAUGCAUUUGGAAAGUAUUCAGACCACUUGACUUUUUCCACAUUUUGUUACGUUACAGCCUUAUUCUAAAAUGGAUUAAAUAGUUUUUUCCCCCCUCAUCAGUCUACACACAAUACCCCAUAAUGACAAAGCAAAAACAUGUUUUUAGAUUUUCUUUGCAGAUGUAUUAAAAAUAAAAACAGAAAAUCAUAUUUACAUAAGUAUUCAGACCCUUUACUCAGUACUUUGUUGAAGCAAACUCUCAUGGUCUGAGAGUCCUUUAGGUGCCUUUUGGCAAACUCCAAGCAGGCUGUUAUAUGCCUUUUACUGAGGAAUGUGGUCCGAUCACUCUACCAUAAAGGUGUGUUUGGUGGAGUGCUGCAGAGAUGGUUAUCCUUCUGGAAGGUUCUCCCAUCUCCACAGAUGAAAUCUGGAGCUCUGUCAGAGUGACCAUCGGGUUCUUGGUCACCACCCCGGACAAUUCCUUCGACCUCAUGGCUUGGUUUUUGCUCUGACAUGCACUGUCAACUGUGGGACCUUAUAUAGACAGGUGUGUGCCUGUCCAAAUCAUGUCCAAUCAAUUGAAUUUACCACAAGUGGACUCCAAUCAAGUUGUAGAAACAUCAAGGAUGAUCAAUGGAAACAGGAUGCACCUGAGCUCAAUUUCGAGUCUCAUAGCAAAGGGUCUGAAUACUUAUGUAAAUAAAGUAUUUCUGUUUUUUAUUUUUAAUAAAUUAGCAACUAUUUCUAAAAACCUGUUUUCGCUUUGUCAUUAUGGGGUAUUGUGUGUAGAUUGAUGAGGGGAUUUUUUAAAAUACAUUUUAGAAUAAGGCUGUAAUGUAACAAAAUGUGGAAAAAGGGAAGAGGUCUGAAUACUUUUCGAAUGCACUGUAGAAGAACAGUUGUUGUUUUUUACCCUAUUUGUCUCCCCAAUUUCGUGAUAUCCAAUUGUGAUCCAAUUACGAGCUUGUCUCAUCGCUGCAACACCCCAACGGGCUCGGGAGAGGCGAAGGUCGAAUCAUGCGUCCUCCGAAACAUGACCCGCCAAAUGGCGCUUCUUAACACCUGCCCGCUUAACCCGGAAGCCAGCCGCACCAAUGUGUCAGAGGAAACGCUGUUCAACUGACGACCGAAGUCAGCCUGCAGGCGCCCGGCCCACCACAAGGAGUCGCUAGUGCGCGAUGAGCCAAGUAAAGCCCCCCGGCCAAACCCUCCCCUAACCCGGACGACGCUGGGCCAAUUGUGCGCCGCCCUAUGGGACUCCCGGUCACGGCCGGUUGUGACACAGCCUGUGAACGAACCCGGGUCUGUAGUGAUGCCUCAAGCACUGCGAUGCAGUGCCUUAGACCGCUGCGCCACUCGGGAGGCCCUAGAAUAAUAUAAUUCUCCAUCAGUCAGAAAUGCGGUGUGUAUAACAUUUCCACAUUUGUCUCACACUGUUGCCAUCUCAACAUGUCUUAUUCCAUCCACAGAAACAUGUUUCCUGAAAACCUACUGCAAGCUUGUUUCCAACAGGUAAGCGUCAUUGUCUGAUUUGUACAUUAAAGCUUUCAGUCACUAGCCUUGUACCAGAUCUGUUUGUGCUGUCUUUCAACUCUUAUGAGAAUUGGCAAGACAGCACAAACACAUCUGGGGCCAGGCUAUACAAUCACUGCACUUUGAGGAGAAAACAUGAUCCUACGUUAAAAUGUAACCAUGUCAAAUGUAACUAUUUCAAUUCAACCAUGUCAUUCCAGUACAAGACAAAGCGCAAAGAGCUGGAACCACCUAAAGUGAAGGGGAACACUACAACGUUCCCUCCUCUCUCUACCACUGUCAUGGCAACCAUUUUCCCCCCAGAGGUAGGUGUCGCUGUUUACGUGUGUUUAUCCGCCUGUGUGUCAAAAGCUGUGAUUUGAUAGGAUCGAAGCUGCUAAGCCUGGUUUACUUUUCACACCGAAUUAGAGUUAAUCAGAUGUGGUUUACUUUUUAUACCUGAUUAGUUAAUCAGAUGUGGUUUACUUUUUAUACCUGAUUAGUUAAUCAGAUGUAGUUUACUUUUUAUACCCUCUAAUCAGAUUACUAUCUGUCCAAUCAAAAUCUUUGUGGGUUGAAAAUGUGCCCUAUUUGUCUUUCUUCAACGUAGCCUUUGUGAGUCUACACCUGACCACCCACAUUGAAUGUGAUGGAUAUGACCACAGAUCAACUUACAUUAUAAUUCCACUGUGUAGACAGGGGUCAAUAUGUUGUGAUCUGAGGGAAAAAGCUCAAGACAUGGAUAUCAGCCCACUGUAACACAAUACUUCACAAGUGGAUCUUUUGACCAAAAUCUAUUUCUUACUUAAACUAUUUGCUUCCUUAUUUUCCCCCUCUGCAGAACAUCACCAAGGACUAUAAGAUAGUCGGUUCAUAUUCUGAUGGGAUCAACGUGCUGGGCCUCAUCGUGUUCUGUGUGGCGUUCGGCCUUGUCAUCGGCAAGAUGGGCGAAAGGGGGCGUAUCCUGCUGGAGUUCUUUGACGCUUUAAACGAGGCCACCAUGAGGCUAGUCCAGAUUAUCAUGUGGUACGUAACAGCCUGUUACAUGACAUACAUCUCACUUACAGUACACUAAAACUGUUUAGGUGAAUUCACCCGGUAGCUGUUUUCUAUGCUAUUAUAGAUGUUAUGCUGCUAUUCCUGUGGUGAUGAUGAUGACAGUGAUGAUGAUGACCAUAACAACAAUGGCAUUAACAACACUACACGCUUCGAAAAAAAGGUGCCAUCUAGAACCUAAAAGGGUUCUUCGGCUGUCCUCAUAGGAGAACCCUUUGAAGAACCCUUUUUUGUUCCAAGUAGAACCGUUUUGGGUUCCAUAUAGAACCCGUUCCACAAAGUGUUCUACAUGGAACCCAAAAUGGUUCUACGUGGAACUAAAAAGGGUUCUCCUAUGGGGACAGUCAACCCCUUUCGGAAACCUUUUUUCUAAGAGUGUAUUGUUGCAAUUACAGCUACAUGCCAGUGGGGAUACUCUUCCUGAUCGCUGCCAAGAUCAUCGAGGUAGAAGACUGGGAGAUCUUCAGAAAGAUGGGCCUGUACAUGGUGACAGUGCUGAGUGGGUGAGUCUGAGCCAGCCAUCUUAGUCUCUCUCUUUCUCUUUCUGAUACUUCGCCACAACAAUGGUAGAUUUAUAGCUGGCGUUAGGGUCCAGGUUUCCUGCAAAGAUACUGUAAAAGCCCAGCUCUGUCCCGACACAGAUAAGAACCAAGGACAUUUAAAACUGCUCAACCUGCAGAUGCGGUAAUGAGGCCUUUGGCGAACGCCUGUCCAACCGUAAAUUUACCGGACAGAAUGAUGCUUCUGGGUGACCAGCAAAAGGAAACUGAUUCUUCAGAGUUUAGUGAGGGGGAACGCAGUCCUGAUGUGUCCCAAAUGGCUAUAUAGGGCACUACUUUUGACCAGAGGCCUAUGGGCCCUGGUCAAAAAGUAGUGAACUAUAAAGGGAAUAGGGUGCCAUUUGGGACUCAAGCCCUGGUCAUUGCGUUAUUAUAGGCUGGAGGAGAGUUUUAGUCCCCAGUUAACGACAGGGGUUAGUCAGCUAUUUCUUACAAUGAGCCAAAACGUGCCUGAUCAUCACAAUUUUUAAAUCAGACACUUAUUUUAUGGCAAUGUAAUGUUUUAUUUCUCUCCUCAGCCUAGCUAUCCACUCCACCAUUUGUCUGCCGCUGAUCUACUUUGCCAUUGUGAGGAAGAACCCAUACACCUUUACCUUAGGGAUGGCCCAGGCAAUGGUCACUGCUCUCAUGAUCUCUUCCAGGUAAGUCUCAGUCAGUAUUCAGAUCAUACAAUCUGGUGUGUAUAGCAAAGCAUAGCUGUAAUGGCUGACAUAUCUAUUUAUCCAUCCAUCUAUCUAUACAAUCCAUCCAUCCAUCCAUCUAUCCAUCCAUCCUUCAUUCAACUUAAAUACGACCUCUAGCUCUGCCACCCUGCCGGUCACCUUCCGCUGUGCCGAAGAGAACCUCAGGAUCGACAAGAGGAUCACCCGCUUCGUGCUGCCUGUGGGCGCCACUAUCAACAUGGAUGGCACGGCUCUCUACGAGGCGGUUGCUGCCAUCUUCAUUGCCCAGCUCAACGACUACGCUCUGGAUGUGGGUCAGAUUGUCACCAUCAGGUAAGUCACCAACAGCCUACAUCGAAAUGAGAUGUUAUAUUCUAUGUACAUAAUUUGGGCAAGUUAAAGCGCCUUAGCAUACUUGUGAUCAGAACCCAUAGCCUUUGGUGGCCUUGGACUUCAGCUGCUCUGAAUGAGUAUGCCACUGAGUGAUGUAAGAAAAAACAUAUUUGAGCUUGACAAAACUGAAAAAACUCAACUGUAAUCAGUUGAAACCUGCUGUCACAUUAAUUUAUAACAUCUGUCAUGGCAUUAUGUUAGUAUCAUGUAUCUGACCUAAUAAUAUGUCAGGUUAAGGGAAUUGUAAAGAUGUUAACUUACUGUUUCCUCCCAUUUCAGUAUAACAGCAACUGUAGCCAGCAUCGGAGCUGCCGGUGUACCUAACGCUGGCCUUGUUACCAUGGUGAUUGUGCUGACUGCCGUUGGACUACCAGCAAAUGAUGUCACUUUAAUUGUUGCUGUGGAUUGGCUACUGUGAGUAAUACCUUGUUGAGCGUAAUAUUGUCAAGAUAAGUUAUUGUUUUUGUGAUGAAUACAAUAGUGCGACGUGACAAAGGUAGACUCAGCAAUAUAACUUCACCAUACGCAGCGGUGCGACUUUAGAGAAAACAACAGAAUUUCAAUUUGUCAAGACUGCCACUACUUUCUCUUCCCAAUUUGUGCCAUCCCUUGAGCAAUGCCCAAGAGGGGCAGUCUUGGCAGAAUACAUUUUGUUGUUGUUUAUGUCUGUAAGCAGGGAGUUGCCCAGCAAUGUAUGAUGCUGUCAUAUUGCAAAGUCUACAGUAUCUUUAACUUACUCAUAAUCAACAGACAAUGGUCACUCACCAUACCCCCUCCGGCUGUUUCAGAGACCGCUUCCGCACCAUGAUCAAUGUGCUGGGGGAUGCCUACGGAGCUGGCAUCGUCCAGAAGCUGUCCAGGCGGGAGCUGGAGAGGAUGGACGUCACCUCGGAUGUGGACGUGACCAACCCCUUCGUCCUGGAGACCACGCUGGACGACGAGGAGUGCGAGAAAAAGUCCUAUGUCAAUGGCGGCUUCACCAUCGACAAGACCGACGCCAUCUCCUUCACCGAGACUUCCCAGUUUUAGGAGGA